Molecule: messenger RNA, 1143 nt
Organism: Phytomonas sp. EM1
Lineage: Eukaryota; Euglenozoa; Kinetoplastea; Trypanosomatida; Trypanosomatidae
Source: the annotation of a GenBank genome assembly
AUGGGUAGUGUUCUUCCAAAGCCAAUUCUUAGCAAAGUAGUGGAGCGGUCAGGCAACUCGUUUGUGAACUCCGGCAGCGCGUCUAUGAACGGUUUUCGUUAUACAAUGGAGGACGCGCAUAUGAACUGCAUUGAGGAAAAUAUUGCGUAUUUUGGUGUUUUUGAUGGGCACAGCAACGAAAAAUGCAGUCAGUACGUAGCUGAAUGUUUACCAGCCAAGCUGAAAUCGCUGAAGGAGCCCAUCACCGCGGAAAUGCUGGAGUCUGUGUGUGUGCAAAUCGACAAGGCUUUUUUAGAGCGCCACAACGAUGGUGGUUCAACCGGGACAUUCUGCAUCCUUCGCAAGAAUGGUCAUCUGACGGUCGCCAAUGUAGGAGAUUCACGCAUUUUAGUUGUACGUAAUGGGAAUAUCAUCUUCGAGACGGCGGAUCAUAAGCCGUUUGAUCCUCCGGAGCGCGCUCGGAUCGAGCGUUGUGGAGGCUUUGUUACUGGCAACCGUGUAGAAGGUGACCUAGCCGUCUCGCGCGCGUUUGGGGAUGCCAUGUUCAAAGAAGCUGGCGGCAAGAACUAUAAGAAUCAAAAGGUGAUUGCGGUGCCGGACGUGUCGGAGGUGCAGUGCCAACAAGGUGAUUUAAUUAUCAUCUGCUGUGAUGGCGUCUUUGAGGGAAACUUCACAAACAUGACUGUUGCGCAAUUCGUUAGCGAGCAGAUGACGAAGUGUUGGGAUGACCUCGCAGUUAUCGCAUGCCGCGUGUGUGAUGAAGCGAUCCGCCGCGGCAGCAGAGAUAAUAUUUCAUGUGUUAUAGUCCAUCUCGCUGAGGGUACCUCUAAGGUGCGAAAAUUGGGCGCCAGGUCGUUUGUGCCGGGGCCGCCUUUCGCGCGCAACCACGACGGCUGUCGUGUGGCGUACACGAAGAUGGCGGAACUUGCCAAUCUGACAUGCGCAGAGGCCCUCCAGAAGAGAUACAUGUUGCUUCAGAUGCAUGAUCGAAAGAUGCUUGGAAACAUGCCCCCAGUGAUGCGCACGGCAUUCGAACUGAGCGAUGAUGUGGAUCUGGAGACGGAACGCACCUUCUUCGGCCGGGGGCCCGCCCCCGGGAAUGAAAGUGCCUUCUUCACAGCACUCGCACAGGGGAGCGGGUAA